GGGUUUUUUCCCGAGCUCUAUAUCUCGUUAUUUGUUUUUACUUCCUAACUGUUCACCAACAUUGUUGAGGUGUAUACGAGUUGUCAGGUAUUGAUGUUUAGACGGUCGAAUGAUGAUUAUACUGGAAGACAUUGAAGGAACCCAAACGCCGUAACACAGAUAGGUCUCUAACUGCAAUACCUGAAUCAGUAGCCAAGUAGCCGUCAAAUAUGGAUAGGCAUCCCCGGGUGAUUAAAAGUCACCGCUCCGACCCAACUAACCAACGCAAUAAAAAUAUGUUGGCUGUCAUUUCUCACAUUAAAUUGCAGACGAUGUCCAAUUCCAAGAAAAGGAUAUGGAGAAGAAGGCCCGGAUCAAGUCGGUUAAGUUUCAUGUCCAAUUCCUCCAUGGAUACAAAAACAAAUGUCGACUUAGAGGAAGAGUUUCUCCAUGCCGCCGAGUUUGGUGAUAUUCCGUCGGUCAAAAGAAUACUGGACCAGACGCCGGAAAUGAACGUGGACUGUAUCGAUGCGUUAGGACGGACGGCGCUCAGACUGGCUGUCAAGAACGAGCAUCUGGAGGUGGUGGAGGUUCUUCUGGACCGAUCCAGUGGUCGCCACAUCUACGAGGCGGUUCUCCAGGCAAUCAGCGCCGGUCAUAUACAGAUAGCAGAGACAAUUCUGAAACAUCGCAGGUAUCUGGAAAUGUGGAAAGAGAGAAAGAAGCUGGGAGACGAGGACCACUUCUUUAAAACUAGCUUUGAAGAAUCUCAAUUCUCCCCCGACAUCACACCCCUGAUCCUGGCGUCCCAGAAAAACCAGUACGAAAUCGUGCAGUUGUUGCUUCUACGAGGGGAGAUAAUCCAGAAGCCGCACAAGUUCCGCUGCGCUUGCCAGGAAUGCACAAACAAAAUGAAGUUUGACAUGCUACGGUCUGCGAAAUAUCGCCUGAACGCAUACCGGGGCCUGGCCAGUGAGGCAUACAUAUCACUGUCCAGUAAGGACCCGAUAUUCACGGCGUUUGAACUUGGCGCCGAGCUCAAAAGUCUGUCCAGGGUCGAGAAAUACUUCAAGAAAGAGUAUAAGGAUCUUGCAGAGCAACUAAGUGAGUACACCGUGAAACUACUGGACCGUGUCCGCACGCAACAGGAAUUGGAGAUAAUUCUAAAUAAGGCGGGAAAACCACGCUUCAACCACUUCGAGAGUUUAGCGAGAUUUAAGCUUGCGCUUUUUUACAAAGAGAAAAAGUUUGUGGCCCACCCUAGCUGCCAACAAAAGCUGAUGAAGUCCUGGUACUACGGGAUGGGGUCCCUAGAGAGGGCCAGCUGGCCUAAGCGGAUCCUGAUGUUUAUCCUGUUUAUCUUGUCCUAUCCCUUCCUCGUCCUUGUAUACCUCGUCUUUCCAAAGUGGAAGAUGAUACAUAUCUUGAAGUACCCGUGCAUCAAGUUCAUCUGCCAGAUGCUGUCUUUCAUCUCCUUCCUGGUGCUGAUCAUCAUCUCCACGGCCGAGUCCUCUCAGACCACCUCUAGCACCAACUCACUCAGAACCCAGCACCAGGACCUACACAGAGUCUACAGCUCAUUCAAGUCUUUCACCAAUGGCACCUUCAUGGGAGACGAUUUCCCAAUGAGACCCCUUUUCCCGUCCAUCACAGAAUUUCUUAUAACCAUAUGGGUCUUUGGUUUUGCCUGCCAGGAGUGUAACCAAAUCUACCUUCUUGGAAUAGAGAGUUACACAGAGUCAUGGUAUAACUUAAUGGAUUCCGCCCUUCUUUGCCUAUAUUUUGCCUCAUAUACGUUGCGAUACAUGGUGAUGAUCAAGGGCCAGUUUGCUUUGAAGUACAUCUUGAAUGUCAAUCUAACAGAUCCUGACCAGUAUUUUUUUCUGGAAUGGCAGUUCUACUGGCUAAAUGCAGAUAGGUUUUACUGGCAACCUUUUGACCCCAUCAAUGCUGCCGAGGCCUUAUUUGCCGUUGCCAACAUCCUGAGCUUUUCACGUGUCUCCUACCUGUUACCUGCCAAUGAAGCCCUCGGUCCUCUACAGAUCACUUUAGGUCGAAUGGUGAAAGACAUUCUGAAGUUUAUGUUGCUGUUCAUCGUUGUGAUUGGUUCCUUCAUGGUGGGGCUACACAACCUCUACUGGUACUACAGCGUGCAUGACGACAUCGAAAUCACGGACCACGAAUUCCAGUUCAAGGCAGAAAAAUAUUUUGGGACUGUGCUGGUCACCUUUCGGACUGUGUUUUGGUCCAUAUUUGGCCGAGGAGACACUGAUGUUUUAUCCUUGGGAGAGUACCAGAACAAUUUUACUGAGGACAUAGGCUACAUCAUAUACGGCGUGUUCAAUAUUGUGACUGUGACUGUACUUAUCAACAUGUUCAUAGCUGUGAUGACCAGAUCAUUUCAAAAUAUUGCGGAAGACGCAGAUUGUGAGUGGAAAUUUUCACGAAGCCUGCUAUACAUGGAGUACAUAGGAGAGGGAUGCACCCUUCCCGUGCCCCUCAACAUUCUUGGGGGACCUCGGGCACUGGUCAACAAAAUCAUCAAGGUCUGCUGUUGCUGUAAAAGUGCUGAUGACGUCAGGGAAACCCCUGACGAGGUCUCCGGAAGUAAGAUAGACCCGGAUCAUUCCAAUACCAACGGGACGUCUUCAGCACAGGAGCAUGGGUGCCGCAGUGUGGAUAUUGCCACAAUAGAAAUGUACGAGUCCACCCUGAGUCCAGAGGAUAUGGACAUGAGGAGAAGGAGCCAAAGUAUCAUAAUGGAGCCAUUAGACUAUAAGAAAGUGAUACAGACUAUUAUACAGCGCUAUAUAUUCGAUAUACAGCGCGAAGCAGAAGUUACAGAAGACGAUUUUGAAGAAAUUAAACAGGAUAUAUCUAGUUUUCGAUACGAAAUGUUAAACCAGAUCAAAGCGAAUGAAUUCAAUAUCAACGAAAUGGCGACUUCCGUUUCCUCCCUUUUGAAAUACGUCAAGACGCUUGCGCGGAAUGGAAAUCCAAGUCAGGAAGACGAUUCUCCGAAGGAGGAAAAUGAACAGUCUCUAGAAGAUGAGACACAGAACCAAGAUGUCCCAGACACAAACGACACUGGAGCACUUUGAACUAUGCGUCCUAUUUCUUGCCAAAGUUGACAUAGUGAAUGUGUUUUUGAGACGGGUUAUCUCCCCUUUUGCAAGAGCUGUUUGUAUUUAAAGCACCAGAAUCUGUCUCGCCAUGUGUAUGAAAUCUCAUGAGAAGUUACAAUAUUAUAAUUGUCAAUUGUUACUUUUCUUUAGAGAAUAUAUGUUGUAAAAAUGAUACAACAAACAUUUUUGAUUUUUCGAAAAGGAAAACCAAGAGACAUUUACACUGUGGAGUUGUUCCCUUGAGUAUUUGUAUUUAUUUCACUGAUACCUUCUCAGAUUAUGUUUUAAAUUUAAGAUCGCUAUCAAAGUGUGAAUGUGAGUUAUGAUGUGGCUGGAUUUUGUGAUAUUUUGGACCUAUUUUGUGUUGUCUGUGGCCCACCGCCUGUCGUAUUGUGAUACAGCGACGAGAGGACUUAAAUGCGUAGGAAUAUCGAUAUGGCUGGUCCAUUGAGGUUUUUUGUUUAUGGAUUAUUUCGCUGUCGUGAAAUGUCUCUUGCUGUCCGAGACAGUAUUUGUCAACCAACGAAUGUUAACUUGAUGCUUUACUAUGUAUGUUAUAUUCUGUCAGUUUCAAUUAAAAGAAAAAAAUUAAUUUUGUCCUUUUUGGGAGUUGAUUUUAAUCAACUCUCCUAUGCAGUUACUCAGACAAACCGAAAGUGAAACAGUGUUUGAACCUCAGCACAAAUCAUUGCUGCUGACAAGACUUAGUUCUUGAAAUUAAUUGAUAAAUUCGAUGUAAUGUAUGCUAAAUCAUUGUUUUUCAAGGAAACUUAUUUAUAAAUACCUUGAAAAUACAUGUAGUCAGAUUUUAAAUGGUACGAACAAUUUAAAUAUUUUUUGUAGUCGUAUGUAUUCCUACGCCAGAGUUCAAUAUAGUCUCGUUAAAACCGACGCUCGGCUGUCUCUGUAAAUCCUUGUCGGAAAUUUACGGUGUCAGCCGAGCGAUUGGUUGAACGAGACUAGAGUUCAAUAUUGCUUGGAUCCAUACAAUUUUCGAGAAAUAUUUCUAUUACUGAUACAUAGUUUGAUUGAAUUAAUUUUAUCUUUAAAUAUUAUUUAACAUGAUUCAUAUGGGGGUUUCUCGACAUUCUUGUCGAAAAAGUCCAAAAAUUCAUAUUAUAAAAAUGUGCGUAAUUCAACUUCAUAAAUUAGAAACUACAUGUACUUGUCAUGCAAGAUUUUAAAAUAAAUAAAC
Molecule: messenger RNA, 4299 nt
Organism: Magallana angulata
Lineage: Eukaryota; Metazoa; Mollusca; Bivalvia; Ostreida; Ostreidae
Product: short transient receptor potential channel 7-like
Exons: 15
Coding region: 210-3080 (956 amino acids)
Biological process (GO): calcium ion transmembrane transport; regulation of cytosolic calcium ion concentration; manganese ion transport
Cellular component (GO): cation channel complex; membrane
Molecular function (GO): protein binding; inositol 1,4,5 trisphosphate binding; store-operated calcium channel activity
Source: RefSeq, a predicted model, not a curated record